AUGUCGUCAUCCGACAAUUCCAUCACCGCGGCAUUGUCGCGGACAACACCUGUGUUCAGCCUGAGAGUAUGGGUUCUGAUUGCCAUUGGCAUUGGAAUCCUGAUGGCAAUCCUGUUCAUCAUAGUACUGUGGCUUUCCAUCCGAAGGAAGAACAAGGCGGUGAACGGAAUCGACACUACAUCGCAAACAGAAAUCCCUAUUGUGUCCAAGGAAAUCAACAUUGACAAAGGAGUUGACUCACAGAGUGCGAAUGACAGCAGCGAAGUGGCCUUCAUGCCAGUUCAUGACAAAUACACACAGAUGAAGAGUGUGCCACCUUUGGCAGAGACUAGAUCUGUCGACGUCGACGCGUUCAGCCAAUGCAGCUCAGUGUACAACAUAGAAAAGGCUGGAAGCUCAUACUCUGAGGAUUACAACAGCUCAGGUCCAAAGAGGGCAGGCAGUUCACCAUAUGGAUUCACAUCAACCUCGCCGCUGGUUGGCCUGCCAGAGCUAUCACAUUUGGGCUGGGGCCACUGGUUUACCUUGAGGGACCUGGAGUUUGCGACAAAUCGGUUUGCCAAGAGUAAUAUCCUUGGGGAGGGCGGCUAUGGAGUUGUCUACAAAGGCCGGCUUAUGAAUGGGACUGAGGUGGCUGUGAAGAAGAUCCUAAACAAUGUAGGGCAAGCAGAGAAGGAAUUUAGAGUUGAAGUUGAAGCCAUAGGUCAUGUUCGGCAUAAGAAUCUGGUGCGGCUUUUGGGCUACUGCGUUGAAGGGAUACACAGGAUGCUUGUGUAUGAGUAUGUAAACAAUGGCAACCUAGAACAAUGGCUCCAUGGGGCCAUGGGUCAACAUGGUAUCCUUAGUUGGGAAAGCCGUACGAAGAUUCUGCUUGGGACAGCAAAAGCGCUUGCAUACCUUCACGAAGCAAUAGACCCCAAAGUCGUCCACCGAGAUAUCAAGUCAAGUAAUAUCUUAAUUGAUACCGAAUUCAACAGCAAGGUUUCUGAUUUUGGGUUAGCGAAACUUCUGGAUUCCGACGCAAGCCAUAUCAAUACAAGAGUGAUGGGAACAUAUGGGUAUGUCGCGCCUGAGUACGCGAAUAGUGGGAUGCUGAAUGAAAAGAGUGAUAUUUACAGUUUUGGAGUUGUGUUGUUGGAAUGCAUUACAGCUAGGGAUCCAGUUGACUACAGUAAGCCUGCAGAUGAGUCAAACCUUGUGGAGUGGCUUAAAAUGAUGGUUAGCACAAAGAGGGCAGAGGAGGUUGUGGACCCAGGCCUUGAGGUUAAACCACCUAAGCGUGCCCUUAAGCGGGCAAUUUUGGUUGGCCUCAAGUGUGUUGAUCCUGACGCCGACAAGAGGCCGAAGAUGAGCCAUGUUGUCCAAAUGCUUGAAGCGGUCCAGAAAGCAUACCAAGAAGAUGAGAAGAAGCACAGCCAGAUGGGAAGCAUCGAUCUAGAGUCGCAGCAGUCAGUAGAGGAGCUAUCAAACAGUGCUGAUGUCUGA
Molecule: messenger RNA, 1485 nt
Organism: Triticum turgidum subsp. durum (durum wheat)
Lineage: Eukaryota; Viridiplantae; Streptophyta; Magnoliopsida; Poales; Poaceae
Source: the annotation of a GenBank genome assembly